Drosophila arizonae is the source of this 528-nucleotide messenger RNA. RefSeq lists its product as uncharacterized. The record is from RefSeq and is a predicted model, not a curated record. NCBI's taxonomy places the organism in Eukaryota, Metazoa, Arthropoda, Insecta, Diptera, Drosophilidae.
AUGCGGGCUCCAAUCAUAAUGUUCCUCGCCUUGCUGCUGGGCAAUUGCCUGGACUUGGGCAACGGAUUGCUCUUCAAGAAGCUGAAAGCACUCAAAGGUCUGAAAAGUGGUUACAGCUCUGGCAAUGGUGGUUAUGGCUACAAUUCGAACGUGGGAUAUGGAGGAUAUGGUGGAUAUGGUGUAUAUAAAGGAUAUGGCGGAUAUAAUGGCUAUGGAAACAGUUAUAGCAUUGGCUAUGGCAGCGGCUACGGCGCUGGCUACGGCGGUGGCUACGGCGCAGGCUAUAGCAGCGGUUAUGGCAGUGGCUACGGUGGUGGCUACGGCGGAGGCUACGGCGCUGGCUAUGGCAAGGGCUAUGGCUAUGCCAGUGGCUAUGGAUAUGCGCAGCAGUCCUACAGGCCAAAAAAUCGGCAACGUACCGGGCGCACCUACUCACAGAUAGCCAGAGUCCUAAGACCAGACCCGUAUCUAGGGCUAGGUGCGGGCCGCUAUCUACCGCGCGCUCCUUACUCACAUUUGUGGGGCUGA